Torulaspora globosa is the source of this 1671-nucleotide messenger RNA. RefSeq names its product UV-damaged DNA-binding protein RAD7 (gene RAD7). Gene Ontology annotation, biological process: SCF-dependent proteasomal ubiquitin-dependent protein catabolic process. The coding region runs from base 1 to 1671 and encodes 556 amino acids. NCBI's taxonomy places the organism in Eukaryota, Fungi, Ascomycota, Saccharomycetes, Saccharomycetales, Saccharomycetaceae. The record is from RefSeq and is a predicted model, not a curated record. Gene Ontology annotation, cellular component: SCF ubiquitin ligase complex. The transcript has a single exon.
AUGUAUCGAAGCACAAACAAGAAGAAGCGAUCCGGCGAGAACGGUGGCGUUAAAGGUCCCAGUUCGGCGUUAACCCAGUUCUUAAAGGACCAAGGCAUUAGUGCUCAGGCAAUCAAAAGCCGCUGGGAAAGGCGUAAGCAACAUGAGGGAAAGAGUGAAACUUCUGAGGAUUUGGAGACACCUUCAGUGAAAUCUGAGGAAAAUGAGGUUAUCUAUAUCGAUCAAGAGGAGAGCGAAAGCACUGAGACCGAUCAGGAACUAGCAUCCACACCUUUUGACAAAAGGAUGAGGUCCAUGCGGGAAGAUAGUGACGAAGAAGAAUAUGAGGCCGAUGAUUUCCCGGUAAACAAGAAAGUCACCACGGAAAAACGAGUUGAUGAUGAAGCAAGAAAGGCGAAGAUUUUGCAGACUCGACGAAAGAAACGGAAGAAGGCCGCUUUUAUUUUGGAUAGACGUACAGAGAAGGUUCCUACCUUACAGGAUCUUUGCAUAUCGCGAAUUAGCGAGAAUAUUUACAAAUGGCAAAAGGAAAAUGAGGAAGAGAAAGGCGUCAGCUUUUCUCAAAUAAGAGAUGUUCUUGGUGGUAUAUCGACAGAUAACUUGAAAAACUUAGCUAAGGCCCUGUCGAAGAAUAGAGCUUUGAACGACCAUACUCUGCAACUUUUCUUGAAAACAGAUUUAACGGAACUGACUUUCCACGAUUGUUCCAAGCUGUCCUCGGAGGGUUACAGGUAUUUGGCGAUCUUUUCUCCUCAUCUGACGAAGUUGUCCCUUCAAAUGUGUGGUCAACUCAAUAACGACUCACUUAUGUAUAUUGCAGAGAAACUAUCCAAUCUGACAUCGAUUUCGCUAGACGGGCCUUUCCUGAUAAAUGAGAGCACCUGGGAUAUGUUUUUCCAGAAGAUGAAAGGCCGUCUCAAAGAGUUCCAUAUAUCGAACACGCACAGGUUUACUAAUCAAUCGCUAAUGAGCCUUCUUAGGAACUGUGGUCCGGAAUUGGUUUCUCUGGGGUUAGCAACAUUGGACUCUGUUUCACAGUAUCAACUUCUGCCGCAGCAUCUUUGCAACAGCGAAUUCCACACUCUCGCCAUACAAAAUCCGCUAAAUGAGGAAGAUGUUAAAGAUGAAACAAUUAUCAAGAUUUUGGCUAAAAUCGGCUCAAGCUUAAGGAAAUUUGAAUUGGUAGGCUGCACAGAAUUGACCGAUUCAAUGGUUGUUGAUGGAAUGGCUGUUUAUCUCGAGAACAAUAAUGUACUAGAAGCACUGAAAUUAGAAGAACUGACUUCAAUAACAACCGAUGGCCUAGUAUACCUCUACAGCAAGUUGACGAUGCCUAGCUUGAAAGUCUGUAGCUUAAAGCGAUGUACGCAAAUCGAAGAUAGCGCACUGAUCGAGCUCUUAUCUAACCCGGCAAAAAAUUCACUGGAGUAUCUCAAUUUAAACUCACUCAAUAAAUUGUCGAAGGAGGUAUUUUCAACCAUGCUUUGCCCGAAUCUACGGCACUUGGAUGUUUCCUUUGUCAGGGCCGUUGACGACGUAAUAGCGGAACAGGUUGCAACAGCUAACCCGAACUUGAGACUCAUGGAGGUUUUUGGUGAUAAUCUUGUUACCGGCAGCGCAAAAUUACCCCAUACUCUAACCGUAACCGGAAGAGAAAGUGAUACUUUAUAA